Molecule: messenger RNA, 1698 nt
Organism: Adineta steineri
Lineage: Eukaryota; Metazoa; Rotifera; Eurotatoria; Adinetida; Adinetidae
Source: the annotation of a GenBank genome assembly
AUGUAUCGUCAUCAUAAUAAUUCUAUUAAUAAUUUAUCACGAACAAUAAUUGGCAAAAUAAUGAUUCUUGGCAUUAUUAUUUACUUGGUGAAAUAUGUUAUGAGUGAUCAUACAAAUCACAACUCGAUAUCUGAAUCCAAUUCAUUACCCGAGGUGGUCAAAGAGAUCUCUAACACUAUAAUUCCACAUCAUCAACAUCGUCCUCUCAUUCAUUUUUCACCUAAGAAAAACUGGAUAAAUGAUCCAAAUGGUCUUGUUUAUUAUGAUACUGAAUGGCAUCUUUUCUAUCAAUAUUAUCCUAAAGCACCAAUGUCUAUAAAUAUGCAUUGGGGUCAUGCAGUAAGCAAAGAUUUGAUAACAUGGAAUGAAUUAUCAAUUGCAAUACCACCUGAAGAUGAUAUAGCUGGUAUAUGGUCAGGUUCAGUUGUUAUUGAUUGGAAGAAUAUUACUGGUUUUCAAAAAAAUACAAAUAUACAUCCUAUGAUUGCUAUUUAUACAUGGCAAUAUCAACGAUGGCAAGAACAACAUAUGGCUUAUAGUCUUGAUAAAGGACGUACAUGGACUAAAUAUGAAUCAAAUCCAGUUAUUCCAUUAUACAACAAUAUCUCAAAAGCAGAUAGACUUAGUGAUAAAAUAACAAGAAACGCUUUUCGUGAUCCUAAAGUCAUGUUUCAUGUACCAACUAAUUCAUGGAUUCUUGUUUUAACUGGUGGUGAUCAUGUACAAUUUUAUAAAUCUAUUGAUCUUAUUCAUUGGUCACUCAUAUCUCAUUUUGGUCACAAUGAAGGUUCACAUGGCGGUACUUGGGAAUGUCCAGAUCUUAUCGAAUUUUCACAAGUAAAACUCAAGAAUCAAACUAAUUUAUGGGUUCUAUUAGUAUCAGUACAAAGAGGUAGUCCAGCUGGUGGAUCAGGUAUGCAAUAUUUUAUUGGUACAUUUGAUGGAUAUAUAUUUCGCAAUAUACAAUCAUCACAAACGAUCAAUUGGCUUGAUUAUGGAUCUGAUUUUUAUGCAGGUAUUACAUUUCAUAAUAUACCUCAAUAUGAUGGGCGACAUAUACUCAUAUCUUGGAUGAAUAAUUGGCAAUAUGCUCGAGAACUUCCAACUGCACCAUUAUGGCGAGGACAAAUGACUAUACCUCGUCAAUUACAGCUUGAUUUUAAUUCAUUUACAAAAACUUAUCAUCUUCGACAAUUACCUGCUCAUGAACUUUAUUUAUAUUCAAAACAACUUCUUACAUUUCAUCGUCGAAAACUAUCAUCAAAGUCAGCUAAUUUGAUAUUGAAUAGUUCACAUGAUGUUUAUAUGUUAAAUACUGAAUUUCAUAAUAUUACAAAAACAACUAAUAUUCAUAUACGUCUUCGACAAACUAUAGAUAAACUUGAAUAUACAGAAAUCAAAUAUAUUGGUAAUAAAAAUCAAAUAGAAUUUGAUCGAUCACAUUCUGGAAAUAUUAAAUUUGAUGAUUCGUUUUUUCCACAAUUUAAUAUGUCAUUAGAUAAAGAAACAUUAACAACAGGUAUACUUAAAUUACAAGUGAUUGUAGAUCGAUGUUCUACUGAACUAUUUAUUAAUGGUGGUAAAUAUACAAUGACAGCUUUAAUUUUUCCAAAAUUUCAAGGCUAUCAAAUAGAACUAUCAAUCGAUGGCGAAGAUAUUCUAUUAAAUUAUCUUGAACUCAUGCUAUUUUCUAUGUAA